Seminavis robusta is the source of this 2627-nucleotide messenger RNA. Lineage: Eukaryota; Bacillariophyta; Bacillariophyceae; Naviculales; Naviculaceae. The record is from the annotation of a GenBank genome assembly.
UGCCUCUCCUCAGCAUCACGACUCCCGCGGCAUUGUACAGCAUUCGAUCAAUAGUCUUGUUGACGAAAGUCAGUUUGUGACGCAGCAGGGACUAAAAUUUGGAAGCCAAUGGAUUGCAAAUGAGGGGCACGACCCCUCCUCAGGGCAACAACAAUUCACCCCUCGUCAAGGAAAAGCGACUGUCUCUUUUAAAAAAUCGUUCGGCGGUCUUAUCUCGUUUGUGGCAGCAGCUGUUGCGCGACUGAUUUUUCACUCGGCUCGGUGUACCGGUACCAGCACCAUCGAAUCCAACUUGUGAUCAUGAGAUCUUUUGCUGCUUGAGCUCCUACGGUCACAUUUUCUUUCCCAUCUGUGAAUUGAUUGCUCUAGUUCUAUCCAAGGCUCAGACUCACAAAGCGAUCUUUUGCAUUACAAGAAGCGCACAACGCAAAGGAAGCAAAGCAACACUGAACAACACGAGGCACAAUCCAGAGCAAUAUAACUGCAACGGCAAAAAUCGAACCGAAACAUGACAACCCAAGUACACGGAACCUUCCCCGGAACCACUGCCAAUGACGUGCUCAGCGUCUGCAGCGAAGAAUUGGCUGAUGAGGGCAAGAUUAAGGAAAGCGAGCUAUACGAGGGUGACGGUUUUUCGGUUGAAAAAGGCACUACUUCCAAGCCUGAAGGCGAUGCGGCAUCCGUGACCGAGUCUUACAGUGCUGGAUCCAAGAGCAACAGCGAGGACGACGUGGAAAUUCAAAAAAAGGCGGACAACAACGAGGAAGCCGGUGCCGAGGAGAAGGAAGAACUCAAUCCUUGGUCGAAGGAGCUGAUCGGAAUUCCAAUCAACUACUUCUCCGUAGGAGUAGUUUACGCUGGAAGUGUUUCCAUCUUGUACCCUGUCCUCGUUAUCCAGCAUGGGGUCGACACCGCAUUCUUCACUGCUGCGGCUUCCUUGGUUACCGUUUUCUGGUCCUUCAAGAUCUUCUUUGGAAUCCUCUGCGACUGCCUCCCCAUCUAUGGACAAAAGUGGAAGCCCUAUAUUACCGUUGGUUGGAUUCUUUGUGCUGCUGCUCUCAUGGUCUUGGCUUCCAUGGGAAAAGACGUGUCACCCACGAGUCUUGUCAUCAUGUUGACCCUGGCCAAUCUCGGAUACGUAGCAGCUGACGUUGCUGCCGACGGAAUGAUGGUUUGGGUUGCUCAUCAAGAACCAGACAAGAAGCGCGGAAGCAUCCAGACCUUGAUUUACAUUGUUCGAGAAAUUGGACGAAUUUGCAUCAACAUUAUCAUCAUCAUUGGUUUUUCGGGACCUCAUGUGAACUGCCCUGGAUUCGAGACUGAUUCCAGCAUUCCCUGCACCACCGAUGAAACUGUAACGAGCCGCAACGAUCUUUUUGAAGAAAACCCUGAUACCUGGUGCUACAUGCAGUGUGAUGCCGCCCAGUUCAACUUUGGAUUGACCAUUCCCCAAUAUGUCUGGAUCAUUGUUGCAAUCAACCUCUUGAGUGUGCCCUCCUACUUUACCCUCAAGGAAGAGCGCAAAGAACGAAAGAAUAUCAGAGAGGUUGCUUCAUCCUUCUGGCUGACUAUGAAGAAACGAGCUGUUUGGCAGGUCAUGCUCUACAGUAUGGUUUCCAGCAUUACUUUCAACAUCUUCAUUGCUGCCAAGACCCCUGCCAACUUUGUGUGGCUUGGACUCACGACCUUGCAGAACCAAGUGUUGAAUAUUUUGGAAAGCCUCAUCUUCUUCUUGGGAUUGUGGUUGAUCCGCCGAUACGCCCUCAACUUUUCAUGGCGCAAGAUGAUCUGGAUUGGAUCUCUUCUGGUUGCCUUCUUCAAUCUUCUCUAUUUGCUGAUUGUCUUUGACAUCUACCGCAACCCAUGGUUCUACAUUUUCACAGAUGUGAGCGAUACCUUCAUGGUCACGCUGAAUUUCAUGGCUAGCGUUUUCGCUAUAGUUGAAGUUUCAGAGCCCGGCUUUGAAGCAAUCACGUACAGUCUCAUCACGACCGCGGCCAAUGCCACCAUCCCACUUUCUGUCGUGAUUGCCUACCAGUUCUUGGCCUUCAUGCCUGAUCUCAAUUCUCAGGAUGGCCUUGCCGCUGACACUCCCGAAGUGAGGCGUCAAUUUGCCUAUUUGGUAGUCUUGACCGAGGUGAUUAAUCUUUCAUCCCUUCUAUCUCUGCCAAUGCUUCCUCGUCAGAAAGAAGAGAGUAGAGAGCUAGUCAAAAGCGGCGAACAGUCCGCAUUCUGGGCCAAGUUUACUCUGAUCACUGGCUUCCUUUUCCUGGUCUAUUCCACUUGCAUUACCUUCCUUACGGUUGCUGGAGCUGACAAGUAUGGUUGCAUGAAAAUCUUGGGUGGAGCAGGGUGUACAGAGGACGAAAGCAACUUGCCCGUUUACUUUCUGAUCGGGGUUGCCUUUUUGUAUUGCUAUGGCUUGAAUUUCUACUUCACAUUCUGGCCCAUCAUUCGCGGAGAGAAGAAGUUCAGCUGGGGCAUGUUCUUCUGAGCUUGGCCAUGAGCCGCAUCGUAGAUCCCUGCAUGGGACAUUGUUGACUGUUUGUUGCUUCACAUGUACCAAUACUGGUAAACCAUUAAAUCAAUUUUGAGAGAAAGGAUCCCUUUACAUGUAAAAGAGCAGG